CUGACCGCCGUACACCUUGCUCAUGUUAACACUCCUGCUGUGCGUUUAGCCUAUAUUCUAGCCUACUGAACUUGCGUAAGAAUUAUUUUCUAGCUUAUUUCUUUUUUUACAAUCGAGUUACGUACGUCUUAUCGGUGUCUGCGUGCGUUUAUGCUUUUCGAAAUUCGAAGAUUACACGAAGCAGAUACACAUCCUCUUUUUGGCUCUCGCCACACUCGUCUUUGAACUUGAGGCAGUUAAAUGGACUUUGGAUUUCCACAAUUUUUAGGGCAAUUAUGCGUGCUGUAAAAAAGAAAGCAGUGGCAGUUUUGUUGGUGGGCUUGCCACUCACCGCCAUGCUCAUUCACUACUGGAAUUCAUACACGAUUACGACGAUUGACGUGCUACAAGGACCUGACUCUUUAAAAGUGCUACUGGAGGACAGGAUACAAAACAUGGACCACAAAAAUGACCAUAUUCCUUACCGUGUCAAAGAGAGCCUGUCAAAGAGUCUUGCCAAUAAUGGGUGUGUUUGUGAAGGCGACAAACCAGGCAUUCAUUUCCCAUUCGCUCAGCUGCUGUUUCCUCAAGUAUCAGCUACCCAGCUACAUGCGUCCUUCCAGGAUUCAGACCUGCAAAAAGCAAAGCAAUACAGAAAUAAAGAGUAUCACAGUUUCCGUAAAAGGACGUAUACAGCUGCAGACUCACUUAUCAUAGCUGAAGCCAACAGCCCUCUUCAGUACCCUACGCAGGGUGUGGAAGUCAGACCAACAAGGACCAUUCUAAUUCCUGGUUUAAGUCUGAACCAAAUAUCCAAAAAGGGCCCUUAUUUGGUAGAUCUGAUUGCUACAAUGGGAACAUUCAAUACAGCAGCGCUGGUAGAUGAAGUGCAAGUCAAAGGGGAAGGAGAGAUGCAAAUUAGUUUUGUAAGCAGAUCACUGGCUUCCCUGAACAGACAACUAGAGUUUGUUACCUACACAAACACACGGUUCCAUCCCAACACAGCAGACAUAGUACAAUUUAAAGCAGGUGUAUUCCAGGCCUCCUUUACUGUUAAGAUCAGACAUCCACCAAUGCCUAAAUUCUAUAAUCCUGGACCCAAAAAUGAAUACAAUGUAAGCGCACUUGUCACAAUUGCCACAAAAACAUUUCUACGCUAUGAUAAACUUCAGGAUUUGAUCGAUAGCAUUCGACAGUUCUACCCCACUAUAACUAUAGUGAUAGCUGAUGACACAGAAGACCCUAAACCUGUAACUGGACCCUACAUUGAACAUUAUAUCAUGCCCUUUGGCAAGGGCUGGUUUGCUGGCCGUAACCUAGCCGUCUCUCAGGUAGCAACCAAAUAUGUGCUUUGGGUGGAUGAUGACUUUAUUUUCACCUCAAGCACCAAACUGGAAAAAAUGGUGGAUAUUUUGGAGAGAACAACUUUGGACCUGGUGGGGGGAGCUGUGAGAGAAGUGACGGGGUACACUGCCACCUAUCGACACAUCAUCUCCACAGACGCAGGUGAUGAAGAGGGGGAUUGCUUACACAUAAGGACGGGAUUCCACCACGUUAUCGAGGGAUUUCCCAAUUGUGUGGUUGCAGAUGCCGUCAUUAAUUUCUUCAUGGCUCGCAAAGAAAAGAUAGGACAAGUGGGCUUUGACCCGCGUCUGGCUCGGGUUGGCCAUUUAGCCUUUUUUAUUGAUGGACUCGGCUCCCUCCAUGUGGGCUCCUGUGAUGAUAUUAUUAUCAGUCAUGCAUCGAAGAUCAAGGCGAUGUUGCCAUGGGGACAGUCUGAGAAUGACAAGGCCUAUUCCAAGUUCCGUUAUGCUUCCACUGAAGAGACCUCUGUGAAUGAAUAUGAUCUUUAUUAUCUCAAGAAUCAUUUUAAAUGUGUCACCAGUGACUAAAUGUGGAAUGUUAAAACUUCUGCAAAGCACUUUCAUGGCAGACUCUCUCAAACGAGUUUUUUAUAAAAAACAGCGCCAGAAAGGACAUGAAUUGUGUAAUUUCAUCUCAAAACUGUUUGGAGGUGGAAGUAAUUUUGUGGCUUUGGAAAACAGUGCUAUGUGACAUUAUGCUGAAUACCAAAGGUUUUUGUGUAUAUGUGUUAAUGAUGGAUUUGUGGACACUUUGAUGUUUUUUUUUUUUUUUUUAAUUGUGGAGUAAAAAUAUUGUUUUUAUUUUGAAGAGAGAUAUUAAAGAAAAUAGCCUAAUUAGGCUAUUUGGGUAUCUUUCUUUUUAAAUAAUUUAACAUUUUGUAGCCUACUAUGCCAACAAACUACAAAUGUUUCUAUUUAUUACGCUUUAUUAAAAGAUUGGCUGAUGCAUCAUCAUUAUGAACAUUAUGUACAUCUUACCCUAUUAGUCAAAAAAAAAAAUUGCAGCUGUAUCUUAAAUAUAAUUUACUGUCAAUUUAUUAAAUGUGGCCAUUUCCAUUUCAGGCCACAAGAUAGCGCCAUUAAGUUGACAGGAAAUUUUACAGCUGGCACAUGUGGGAUUUUUCCAUCCCUUAUUGAUAUUUCUCAACGGAAGGUUUAUUUCUAUAAGUAAUUUAUUUAUAGAAUCAUAUCCUAAAGUCCAUCAGUAAGGGCCAGAAGAAAAAAAAAAACAGUUUGCCAUUGAGACAUCUUUCCCCAAUCUCUCUUAUUUUAUUUGUUUUGAUUUUUUUCUGUUGAACCACAAUAUGAUCAUGCUGAUUUUUUUUUUUCAGUAUAUUUAACUGAUCAAUAAAGUCACAAUAACAAAAUCACUUACAUUUUAAAGCAUUGGUUUUGCCUCCCUAUAUGAAACAUCUUCAUAGAGCAAAUAAAACCAAUGUCAGAUCACAUCAGCAUUUGAAAACAAUUACUUUUUAGCCUUUUGUAUAACACCAACAUCCAGUGUGGCUGCGAGAUGCCAGCAGUGGCAGCUGGGCAGUCCUGUGCACCAGUAAUCUGGGCUGAUUUCCAUUCAGCCAAUUAGUGUAGUAUUUCUUGAGCUUUAAAGAAAAAAAACUGGUGUUCUCCUGAGAGUGGUCUUUGAAAUACCACAGGAAAAAUGCAGACAUCAAACAUUAAACAGAAAAAUGAUUUGAGAAUUUCUGAGUCUGUGUUUGAACAGUAUUUUUAUCAGGUCAAGGUACUAACAGGUUAUAAAAAGAUAGUCAGUAGUAUUUCACAUGCAGACUUAGAAACUCAAACUCUACAAAUUAAAAGUUUAUACAAUCACCAAACUUUGAUCCAAAAAUGGUUAAAUAGUGGCAAGCAGGAUAAUCCAAGAUAUAGUAAAAAUAAAUUUGAAUUUAUUUGAUAUUAAUUUGCGCUGACACUGAAAAGAAAAAUGAAUUGUCCAUUGAAAGAGAAAACGUUUAUUUCAAAUUAAAUCAGAGACAAUUAUUUCUUGGUUUGGUCUCUUGGUAAUCUUUUACCAUGUAAUGAUUACCAGAAAUAUGAAUAUUGCAUAAAUAAUAUAUAGCUCAUGAAAGGACAUUUUAGUAACAUGUACAGCAUUUAUGUAAGCUAUAUUUAAAAGUAAAAGAUGGCAAGAUCAGAACAUCCAUUUUCAUAAAAAAACAUUCAGCCACUUUUGAUAAAUUGAACAUACACAGACAUACAUAAUCAAUAAAAUACACAUGGAGUUUGCAGGGCUGGAAAUAUCGUUAACACUGCUGUUAAUCAUGGUUGGCAAUGUUAAGGCCAGUUCACACCUACAUGAAUGUUCGGGACAAAUAUUCAGUCCGAUUUCAGACCAAUGCACAAAACACACAGAGGCUGAAUAAAAAUGCAGUUUCACUCUCUGACAGUAGAUGGCAUUUAUAAAAGCUGAAAAACACCAGCUGUUCCAGUACACAAAGAGCUGCGUUUUUGGUUUCUGUCAUGGCAAAGAAAAUGAGUCAAACAAUAUAUACAUGUUUUCAAACAGCCAUUCAGAUUUUUGUAUUUACUAUGGUGUUUAUUAACCAACACCAAAUACAAGAGUACAGAAACAAGCGAGCCAAGCUGUUAAAUGCCGAUCAGCAAAAUAAUCUGUGAGUGCCACCAACUCUAGUUUUAUGUAACAACAGCGGCUCUGAGCAACUGAUAAAAAGCAUGAAUCUUAUUGAUUGACCAGGUUUUU
Messenger RNA from Onychostoma macrolepis, 4059 nucleotides. It is a transcript of the gene b4galnt1a, whose product is annotated as beta-1,4-N-acetyl-galactosaminyl transferase 1a. Lineage: Eukaryota; Metazoa; Chordata; Actinopteri; Cypriniformes; Cyprinidae. The record is from RefSeq and is a predicted model, not a curated record. Gene Ontology annotation, biological process: ganglioside biosynthetic process. The transcript has 11 exons. Gene Ontology annotation, cellular component: Golgi membrane. Gene Ontology annotation, molecular function: hexosyltransferase activity. Bases 276 to 1871 code for a protein of 531 amino acids.